AUGUUGGCAGGGCGGAUUUAUUCAGCAGCUGUCCUGGUUGGGAUGGUGAUAGGUCGUGGGGAUGAGGAUAAUCCCCUGACGUGGGAGCAACUAUAAACCCCACCCCAGCCUGGCAAAGCUGCCCUCCUCCUCUAGCCACGGCUCCGGCUCCAGGGCGGCAGCCGGCACCAUGCAGAAUGCCCUGGGGCCCGCCUGCAUCUUCCUGCGCAAGGGCAUCGCCGAGAAGCAUGGGCACCGGGAGCUGGGAGCAGAUGAAAUUGAAGAGCUGCGCGAGGCCUUCACGGAGUUCGACAAGGACAAGGACGGGCUGAUCGGCUGCAAGGAUCUGAGCACCCUGAUGCGCUCCAUGGGCUACAUGCCCACCGAGAUGGAGCUCAUCGAGCUCUCCCAGCAGAUCAACAUGAACCUGGGGGGUCGGGUGGAUUUCGAAGACUUUGUGGAGCUGAUGACACCCAAGCUGCUGGCUGAGACAGCCGGGAUGAUCGGGCUGCAGGAGAUGAGGGACGCCUUCAAGGAGUUUGACACCAACGGGGACGGGGAGAUCACGCUGGACGAGCUGCAGCUGGCCAUGCAGCGUCUCAUGGGCGAGCGGCUCACCCCGCGCGAGAUCAGCGACGUGGUCAAGGAGGCCGACAUCAACGGCGACGGGACCGUCGACUUCGAGGAGUUUGUGAAGAUGAUGUCACGCUGAGGGGGUUGAGCCACCCCGAGAUCAGAGACUGACCUUGGAGGGGGGGGGGUCAAGCCCGGACUGGCUGUCGAGACAUCACCACGAGUGA
This is a messenger RNA of Dermochelys coriacea (leatherback sea turtle), 779 nucleotides long. It is a transcript of the gene CABP5, whose product is annotated as calcium binding protein 5. The record is from RefSeq and is a predicted model, not a curated record. Bases 170 to 691 code for a protein of 173 amino acids. NCBI's taxonomy places the organism in Eukaryota, Metazoa, Chordata, Testudines, Dermochelyidae. The transcript has 6 exons. Gene Ontology annotation, molecular function: calcium ion binding.